This is a messenger RNA of Cyprinus carpio (common carp), 767 nucleotides long. Its product is annotated as NACHT, LRR and PYD domains-containing protein 1 homolog. The transcript has 5 exons. NCBI's taxonomy places the organism in Eukaryota, Metazoa, Chordata, Actinopteri, Cypriniformes, Cyprinidae. The record is from RefSeq and is a predicted model, not a curated record. The coding region runs from base 276 to 767 and encodes 163 amino acids.
CGUCUCAGAGCAACCCGUGUUUUGUUAUCGAAUAAAUCUGUGUUUUUCAACAAAUCAUUUGAGUAAAUGUAUGGUUAAUAUUAAUAUUAAUGUAAUUGUGAACAAAUUAAUGUUUAACAAAAGGUAAUUCAAGGGCCACUCAAGGGGACAUUUUCCGGUCUGGCCCUCAAGCUAAAAUGAGUUGACACCCCGAUCUAGAUGUAUUUGAUUUUGAUUUUGAUCUUGUUUUCCUCUUCCAGGUGCAGUAAAGCAUGAUCAUAAAAUUAUGAAGAUUUAUGAAAGAUCUCAAAAAAGCCCAAAAACCAUUUCCCGCAAUCCAGAAACUAUUCCAGGUGGAGAUGUCUUAUAAAUUAAGAACUGCUUACAACAAAAUGGGAAUUGAUACAAAAGGUUGUGAGACCUGUGAAUUAGAGGAUGAUUCUGAAUGGGAAGUUCAAAAACCUUCAGAGGUCACAGCUGAUGCAAAUAUCAAGUACAGUGUCAGCUCCUCUGCAGGGCAGUAUGAAUGUUCAGAGACUGGCCUCCGCUGGCGGUGGGACAGUGAUGUCAGUUUGGAGUAUCAGUUUGUUGACUGGGAAUCAUUACAUGAAGAUAUCAUGAAGAACUAUAAACCAUGUGGACCUUUGAUGGACAUCACUGUAACCUCUGGCACUCUGGAGGAAAUUCAUCUACCUCACUUCAUCUGUGUAGAUUCUGUAUCUUCAUCAGAUGAUGCAGUGAAAGCUCUUCAUGUAAACGGCAGUGAAGCUUCCAUUGGAGAGAUGUGA